Messenger RNA from Rhipicephalus sanguineus (brown dog tick), 1912 nucleotides. RefSeq lists its product as uncharacterized. The coding region runs from base 25 to 735 and encodes 236 amino acids. NCBI's taxonomy places the organism in Eukaryota, Metazoa, Arthropoda, Arachnida, Ixodida, Ixodidae. The record is from RefSeq and is a predicted model, not a curated record. The transcript is spliced from 2 exons.
GUGAUCCGCGGUGCCGCGGUUAUCAUGUCAAACUCUUCGCAGGGUGCUGAGGGGGCCGUUUUUCCUACUACAGGAUGGGAGAACAACAUUACCGUCAUUCCGCGCGUGAGCGAAGAGAGUAUGUUGAGAUAUUACACAAGUAGGCCGGGCACUGAGCACAACUGCGACGUUGAUCCCUUUGUGAUAGCGUCUUCAAUCCGGAGCAACAUCUGCAAAAUCAGUGACGGGCUUGUCUUCAUCAAGGCAAGUUGUUAUCAAAGCGGGGAAGGAGACUCAACCUAUUCUACCGUCGCUGCUGUCACCUUGGAAGGAGAAAUCGCCAGUGGCAGCUGUGAAUGUGUGAAUGGAGAGAGUGCCUGCAAUCACCUGAUGGGAACACUCAAAACCAUUUCACUACUGCAGUCAAAGGGCUUUGCGAAAGUAGGGCAGCACCUCCGGUGCACCAACCUCAGAGAAGAAGAACUGGUGGAUGAUCUCCUGCAUCAACUGUCGAAACUAAACCGUUACCAUUUCAGGACGUGCCGCAGUAGCAUACAGCAGCAAGACGAAGCAAGGGAACGUUUCAGCAGAGCUCUGCUUGAAUCAGCCCCUGAUUCUCUAUUUGCCCGAUAUUUGCCCAAACCACCAGUCUCGUACGUGAUGACAAAAUGCGGUCCCGCCCCGGUAGGGUCACCUAUGUCAUACCAGCAACCUCUUCUGUGUUAUAAAUUCACCCAAGCCUUGUGCGAUCUCUGAGCGUUGUAGCGAACACCUUUUGCUCUGUUUUGUCUGUAUGUUCAUAUUACUUUAAUAGAUGAAGCUGAAUCCAGUGCUUGCAUCCUGAGUGGAUCUCAAUGAAGAAUAGUCGGAGCCAUUCGUCUCUGUGAAGGUGGAUGAUCGGUGGGAUUGGCAUUAUUCAUAAGCGCGCUGCUUUCCGGGCAUUCUCGCAAUGCGUGAUCGACUCAUUCUUGCCACGCACAACCGUGGUAGCGCAGCGCCUAGACGCGACUGACCUUGCACUAUAUCCAUGAUUGCUCUCUCGUGUAUCAGUAAUGUUGAUAACCUGAGAUACAGCGACUGCAUUGAAACAACGACAGUCGUGCACUAUGCUGCCUCAAAGCCCAGUUUUUUUGUUUACAUUAUAAUGGUAGGUGCAACUCGAGAACACCUUUGCAUUUUUACGUUGACCACAUCAGGUAGAAGUGCACCUCUGCUUCUCAAAAUUAAGGGAAGAAGCUGCUGUUUGGGACCAAGAAUUGCCGAAAAUUUUGACUUUUUGCUUUUCAAGAUUUAAUAAUGAAGAUCAUGUGAUAUCUUGCAUAUAAAAUAUACAGAUAUGGGACGUCUCAAACGUCGCAGAACUGUGAGUGAGACCUCCUAUAAAAUCAUACAUCAGGAAACAACGCUUUGAUAAACAGUGGUAAACAUAGAAAAAUAAGUUAUGCAGAAUGUUCAGGUAAGCAAGAAAAAAAAACAUAUAUAGUUAAAAUGGUGAGUUGGGCUUGUUGGUACAUAAUUCUGGCAAACUGCAGUGCAAAAAUAUAACACACAACGGACGGAACACAAACGACGACGCCAGCGCUCGUCAUCACUUGUGUUCUGUCCGUUGUGUGUUUUUUUACACUUCAGUGUGCCGGAAUACAGUUAAAACUCGAUCUAACAAAGCCCAAUUUUACGAAUUUCCCGAUCUAAUGAAGAAAUUUUCAUUCCUGGGCAGGUACCCAUAAGGUUCAAUGUCAUCAACUCAUAUGAACAAAGCCUUCAUGGCACUAAACUCAAUUUAACAAAGCUUUUCCGGAAAUAAAUUUCUUUCCAAGUUUUACAGAUGGCUUUUCUUCGGACGUAUGCUGUAACACUAAAACAUCUAUCUGCCCUAGUCGCGCCACUAUUACUUUGAUGAGGCUGCACGCCACAGUCUGUAUUGCUUUUACAU